Messenger RNA from Prorocentrum cordatum, 1612 nucleotides. The record is from the annotation of a GenBank genome assembly. Lineage: Eukaryota; Dinophyceae; Prorocentrales; Prorocentraceae.
CUCUCAGCCAGAGAGCAGCAAGCCCUCGUGCGUCGCGCUCCCCUUUGCGAGCUGCUUCGCGCACGUUUGCUCCUCUAUUGUUUAUUACGAAUGCCUGGGGUCAUUCUUCUAUGCGGUGCGAAGCACCAGGAUCAUUCAGGUUGGUGCAGCUGAAGCGUUGCGGGAGUUUGGUUUCGCAGUUCCUGCGCGAGAAUCAGCGCUCGUUUUAACCAUUGUCGCACAAGGCGGCGAAGACCAUUGCCAGUGAGACGUGUCUUCCACCACCGCGUGUUACCCGAGUCCGACAUCACACCAUCCCAUUCUUUUUCACCGCCGCCCUGACCCUUUUGGCGCGAGUUGCGUACACGCUGCCUUUUGGCGGGUGCACCAUUGUGCUUUUCGGCAGGCAGCGGCGUGGUAAAUGCCACUGGCGGCUGUACUUGCCGAUGCUACGUGGGAGUUUCUUUCUUCCCCCCCCCAUUCCAACACUCCUUCCUUCUUGGCCUCCACCUCCCUCCCUGCCCCCAUCUUUCGCAGAGUGCCUCUGCGCGCCGCGCGCCGCGAGCCCGCCCCAUGUUGGUGCGGGCCGCCCUUGGCGCGCGCUUUUUCUAGAAAAGGCCCCGCCGGCCCUCGGGGCGGCCCCCCCAGGGCGCCGCGGAGGGAGAGAGACCACGCAGGGCGGCUCGGGGGGGUCGCCUGAGGGACGCCCUGCGCGACGCUGCCCGAUUUCUUCACAAUUUUGUUGCACCGCCGCCGCCGGGCCCGCCACGGUGGGAGACGCGUAGAGCUCGCGGUCGCGUGUGCCGCGGUUGGCGCGCGCUCGCGGGGCUCCGCCGCCCGGGCGGCGCGCGGCCGCCUCUCGCGUCGCCCUCGAUUUCCUCGUCGCCGUAUGGGUCCCCCUAUUCCGCUCUUCCCCACCCUCCGCCCUCCUCCCGACGCCGUCUGCGCCUUGCAAUUGCGCCGCCCCCCGCUCGGCGUUCCUCGCGGGUAGCGCGCGCAGGCUCCGAGCGCACGGCCGCCGGCGAAAAGCCACCACCGGUGCCCGCCUGCCUCCGCCGCGCCCCGCCGGGGGAUGGGUGGCGUCGCGUGCUGCAGCCGCACGGGCGCGGAGCAGGCGGCCGGCCAGAAGCGCCUCUGCCCCGGCCUCAAGAAGGCCGACCUGCAGAAGCUGGAGAGGGGAGGGACGGCCGACUCCGCGAGGCUCAGCUCGAGAUCCUCGUCCUCCGUCUCGUCCGACAGCCUCGCGGCGCUCGAAGCGCAGGCCAAGAGGCUUCGCACCACGAUCAAGCGGCGGUCGAAGGUGGAGGGUGCCAGUUGCAAGAACGACGACGUCGACAAGAUCUUGUCCCACUAUAACCAGGUGCUCUUGGACGUCGAGCGACAGAUCCUCGAAUUGAAGGGCGGCCCAGACUCGCCUGACUCGGUGGACACCCAGUGCAGCACCCGCGCCGAGACGCCCCGGCCAGAGCAGGCCGCUGUUCCGGCCAAGGCCGUGAAGGCCGUUGCUCCGGCGGGACCCUCGGCGCCGGUACCAGGCGGCGGCCGCCUUUGCCGGGUGGCUUCGAGGAACUCCGCCUCGCUGCUGGCCUCGAUGGCCUGCGCCCUCUGCGCCGUGCCGGCCCCGGGGGCCUGA